AUGACGGGUAAAGGAGAGGACAUUAACGGUUAUGACAACCAUGGAUACGAUGACCACACUGAGAUCGGGAUGAGACCUAUGCCGACAGGACCAGACAACUCGGAUGACUCUGCAGUGGUCUUUGAGGAGAUCAAGACCACUUCGAAGACACCAGUGAAGACCACAACAAUGACAGCAUUGGACCCAGGAGAAAUCGUUGCAAUUGGAGUACAAAUCACCCUCGUUGAUCGGACGUUCACUGACGACCUGAGAGAUGAAUCGACACCUGCUUAUGUGACCUUCACCAAUGAUAUCAUUUCAUCGAUUGAUGCAACAUAUCAACACGACGAGUAUUACAAAGAAGCCGCGGUUAUAUCAGUCAGCCCAGGGAGUAUUAAGGUGGAGAUCAUGAUGACGUUUGACAUGCCCAUGGCUGGGAGAGAGCGAAGCAAUGCAAUCGAAUUCACCCUCAAUAACCUGACACAUAAUAUGCAGAAUGCAUUUGAUGAAAACACGAUUAUCGACGUCACAACAGACAUUGACGAAUGUGAAAAUAACCCUUGUCUAAACGGAGGACAGUGCGAUAAUAAUGAAGGCUCAUAUUCAUGCAGCUGUAAUGGUGGAUACACCGGAGUAAAUUGCGAACAAGUUACAGAUUGUGGAUUCCGACCGGCCCAUUCACCUUCCAGUCCUCGCAUCAUCGGUGGUUCACAGACUCAGCUCGGGGAUUGGCCCUGGAUGGUAUCUCUCCGAGACCGUUCAAAUGUCCAUCGCUGUGCCGCUGUACUCAUCAACAGUACCAGAGCAAUCACCGCUGCCCAUUGCGUUAAAAAGUUUGAUGCUGCUGUCCUGGGUGAUCUCUUACUCUCUCUUCAAUCUGCAUAUCAUGUUGAAACUGAUGUCACUGCUGCUAUUCAUCCUGAUUAUGAUAUCAAUUCCAUCACAAAUGACAUUGCUGUGAUCGAGUUCACUACCAGCGUUGACUUCAGCGACUUUGUCCGUCCUAUCUGUUACCUAGAUCAAGAUGCGUCUGCAACCUUUCGAGCAUGUUAUGUAACAGGAUGGGGACAUACAUCUGAAGGUGGGCAUGUAUCGGAUACACUUCUAGAAGCAACAGUAGAGUUGUUUGAUCAGACCCAAUGUCAGUCGUUUUAUCCUGAUCUUACCAUUCCAUCGACUAUGAUGUGUGCAGGACGAGUGGAUGGAUUAAUGGACACAUGUCAGGGUGAUACGGGUGGUCCUCUUCAAUGUGAAGAUCAAGAUGGUCGCUUCCAUCUAAUAGGCAUUACUAGCUUUGGCUACGGCUGUGGGAGAGAAAACUAUCCUGGCGUUUACACCAAGGUCUCUGAAUACCAUGACUUUAUUACUUCAGCUGACCCACAACCUGAACCUGAACCAGGUGAGAUGAGAACAUAUCCACUUUCAAUACCAUCCCCACAGAAAUUUAGAUAUUGGAUAGCUUGCAUCAUUUGGCAAGGCAUUUAUCUCCUUUUGCCAGCCUUUGCCCCAGUGUAGUUAAUGGGUCCUCAUGUAGGAAGAAAUUUCUCUGAGUACUUGAGCUGCCAAUCAGGGUAGCUGUGCUAAAGCCAGAGUAAUUAUAUGCAUCUCUUACAAACAUCAAAGUAAGCAAAAUGUAAAUGUGACCUGUUCUUGCAAUUAGCAUGUAGAGAAAUUUUCAAUCAAUCUGUACUGUUAG
Molecule: messenger RNA, 1675 nt
Organism: Lytechinus variegatus (green sea urchin)
Lineage: Eukaryota; Metazoa; Echinodermata; Echinoidea; Temnopleuroida; Toxopneustidae
Product: transmembrane protease serine 9-like
Exons: 11
Coding region: 1-1494 (497 amino acids)
Biological process (GO): proteolysis
Molecular function (GO): calcium ion binding; serine-type endopeptidase activity
Source: RefSeq, a predicted model, not a curated record